Plasmodium malariae is the source of this 786-nucleotide messenger RNA. Its product is annotated as 40S ribosomal protein S4, putative. The transcript has 2 exons. The record is from RefSeq and is a predicted model, not a curated record. Gene Ontology annotation, biological process: translation. Bases 1 to 786 code for a protein of 261 amino acids. Gene Ontology annotation, cellular component: ribosome; cytosolic small ribosomal subunit. NCBI's taxonomy places the organism in Eukaryota, Apicomplexa, Aconoidasida, Haemosporida, Plasmodiidae. Gene Ontology annotation, molecular function: structural constituent of ribosome; RNA binding.
AUGGGAAAAGGAAUAAAGAAACAUUUGAAAAGAGUCAAUGCGCCAUCACAUUGGAUGUUGAACAAGAUGGGCGGUCAGUAUGCGCCCAAAACGAGCAGUGGUCCACAUAAGUUAAUCGAGAGUAUUCCAUUAGUAAUUUUGUUAAGAAAUCGUUUAAAAUAUGCUUUAACUUUUGAUGAAGUAAAAUUGAUAUUAAUUCAAAAAAUUGUGAAAGUGGACAAUAAGAUAAGGACGGAUUGUACGUUUCCAGUUGGGUUAAUGGAUGUAAUUCAUAUAACAAAAUCAAAUGAAUAUUUUCGAUUGUUGUAUGAUACGAAAGGAAGAUUUGUUCCUCAUAGGAUAACAACUGAAGAGAGUAAAUAUAAAUUAUGCAAAGUAAAAAAAAUAAUAUUAAGAAAAGGAAGAUUAUCAAUAGCUGUUACACAUGAUGGUAGAAGUAUACCAUAUAUCCAUCCAGAAGUUAAGGUAAAUGACACAGUAAGAUUAGAUUUAGAAACAGGAAAAGUUUUAGACCAUUUAAAAUUUCAAAUAGGUAGUAUGGUUAUGGUAACUGCAGGACACAGUGUUGGUAGAGUUGGUACAAUUUCUUCGAUAGACAAAAACAUAGGAACGUAUGAUAUUAUUCAUGUAAAAGAUUCAAGAGGAAAAAUAUUUGCUACUCGGCUAAGUAAUGUUUUGGUUAUAGGAGACAACUCAAAACCUUAUAUUAGUUUACCGAGGGAGAAAGGAAUUAAACUAGAUAUAAUUGAAGAAAGAAGAAACAGACUAAGGGCACUAAAUAAUUAA